Molecule: messenger RNA, 2292 nt
Organism: Meriones unguiculatus (Mongolian gerbil)
Lineage: Eukaryota; Metazoa; Chordata; Mammalia; Rodentia; Muridae
Product: solute carrier family 22 member 19-like
Exons: 10
Coding region: 296-1954 (552 amino acids)
Biological process (GO): transmembrane transport
Molecular function (GO): transmembrane transporter activity
Source: RefSeq, a predicted model, not a curated record
UAAUCAUGGAGUAGUGCACCGACAAGUAUCUCACAGAGUAGAUCUUUAACAGAUUCAUUACAGAAAGCAAGUCAGCAGAAUGUCCCUCUUGGUGACUUUAAAGGAAGUAGCUGCUCUACCUAAUACCUAACUCAUUAGGGGGUAGCCUUUCUGUGGCCUCAAUGGAGAACGGAAGAAGGAUGUAUUAAGAAGGGGUCGGGAUCUACUCUAUAGUGAAACAGAACUUGUUAAAUCCUUUGGACUCACCUUAGGAGCAAUUUUUUUUGCCUUCCUUUGAACAUAGUCAUUGUUCUAGAUGGCUUUUCAGGACCUCCUGAAUCAAGCAGGCAGCCUGGGGAGAUUCCAGAUCCUUCAGCUGACUUUCAUUUUCAUCUGCAACAUCAUGGUGAGUCCUCAUUCUCUUCUGGAGAACUUCACUGCAGCCGUUCCCAGUCAUCGCUGCUGGGUCCCCAUCCUUGACAAUGAGACUGUCUCUGAUAAUGACAGUAGGAUCCUGAGCCAAGAUGACCUCCUGAGGGUCUCCAUCCCACUGGACUCCAACCUGAGACCAGACAAGUGUCGUCGCUUUGUUCAACCACAGUGGCAUCUUCUUCAUCUGAAUGGCACCUUCUCCAGUGUGACAGAGCCAGACACAGAGCCCUGUGUGGAUGGCUGGGUGUAUGACCAAAGCACCUUCUUCUCCACCAUUGUGACUGAAUGGGACCUGGUAUGUGAAUCUCAGUCACUGGAUUCAAUAGCUAAGUUUCUGUUCUUGAGUGGUAUGUUAGUAGGACAUGUCCUAUUUGGUCACUUAACAGACAGGUUUGGGAGGAGGUUGAUGUUCAUAUGUGCUUUACUGCAAAUGGCCAUCACUGAAACCUGUGCAGCAUUUGCCCCCACCUUCCUUGUCUAUUGCUUGUUACGCUUCCUGGCAGGGAUCUCUUCCACAACCAUUUUGACAAAUAGCGGCUUGCUCAUUAUAGAAUGGACAAGACCUAAAUUCCAAGCCAUGGCAACAUCACUGUUAUUAUGUGCUGGGGCGAUUGGACAGAUACUAUUGGCAGGCCUGGCUUUUGCUUUUCGAAACUGGCACCACCUCCAUCUGGCUGUAUCUGUACCAAUGUUGUUUUUACUUGUAGCCUCAAGGUGGCUGUCAGAGUCAGCUCGGUGGCUGAUUAUGACCAACAAACCCCAGAAGGGUUUAAAGGAACUUAGAAAAGUUGCACACAUAAAUGGAAUGAAGAAUUCUGGAGAUGUCCUAACCAUAGAGGUUGUGAGAAACACCAUGAAGGAGGAACUGGAGGCCUCACAGACAAAAAUUUCCCUGUGGGACUUGUUCCGUACGCCCAACCUGCGCAAGCGGAUAUGUCUCCUGUUCCUUGUGAGAUUUGUGAUAUGGACAUCUGCAUUUGGCCUGCUGAUUAACAUCCAGCACCUAAGGACGAAUGUCUUCCUAUUGCAGUGUCUUUUUGGUACAAUCUCCAUUCCAGCCAAUUUACUUGGAAUUGUUUUAGUGAAUCACAUGGGACGUAGAACAAGUCAACCGUUUAUCAUGUCCCUGUUUGGAAUUUCUCUUUUGGCCAUAGUAUUUGUGCCUCAAGAAAUGCAGAUCCUACGUAUGAUUGUGGCAACUUUGGGAGGAGCUUUUUCUUUCGUCUCUGUUGGCAGUACUCUUCUGCAUUCAAAUGAGCUACUCCCCACCAUAAUCAGGGCAACUGCUUUAGGAGUCAUUGGAAUUGCUGGUAGUGCUGGGGCAGCCCUGUCUCCCCUGUUUAUGAUCCUCAAGACAUAUUCUGCCUCCUUGCCCUGGAUCAUCUAUGGGGUCCUCCCCUUCCUUGGUGGCCUUGUUGUCCUUCUUCUUCCUGAGACCAAGAAUCAGCCUCUGCCUGACUCCAUCCAAGAUGUGGAAAAUGAAGGGAGCGUCUCCAGACAAACAAAGCAGAAAGAUAUGUUCAUCAAAGUGACACGGUUUUAAGGAACUCCAAGAACUGGAAUCUGAUCAAGGAGCAAGAUAAGAAAAAUAUCACUUAGAUUUACGAUGAUCUAGGAUCACUCUGGAUACAGCAAAUUUUAAGCAAACAACAAUAUAGUAAAAGUUUGUGUUAAGUUAGAAAGUUCCAGGGGUGUGAAUCCUGAGAGGCUACCCAUGCCUCAGGAGAUGACUCCGCACCCAUGCACAUACAGGGAACAAUAAAAAACAAAAGCAAGAGCACAUGAGAUUGAAGGAGGAAGUAUGAGAGGAAGAAACUGGAGAUGAUAUAAUGGGGCAUAGUUUGGAACCAUACAUACUAAAUAAAAUAUUUAAUAAACUAU